GUCAUACAGUUUUCCCAAAGCAACCCUGUCAGAAAGUAUUGAGUCGAGUAGAACAUGGACGAGAAAAAAUUAAAAUCACGUAGAAAGAAGCUAUAGUGCGGUGAAAUUAUUGAAAUUUCACCCUUUUAGUUUUGGAAAUAAUAAAUAUUUUAUUAAUAUAUGGAUAUAUUACAUAAUGUGCGGAUUAAUCGGAAAAAUAUCUGAGUGUCUAACUGCGGAUCGAAAAAAGUGAAAAGAUAUGUAAAAGAAAAAACUUUGAAUUGCAAUAACUAUGCCAUUGCAUUGGUGUGAGAAAGGGAUAACUAGACUGACAAUGAAGCAAGUGUGGCCAAUAAGUGCGAGAUAAAAGGAGUUGCUUCUAUAAUUGUCAGCUGGGUCUGUCAAAAACGAACGAAAACAGGAAAAUUUGGUUUUGUUUAGUAAGAGGAUCUGGGAUAGUGGAAAAAAUCAUUAAAUUGCAGGCAAUAAGGAGAUGAAAAUUCGAAAAAAUAGUUGCGAAGACAUUCCAGCAAUUGAAAAAAAGAGCAGCCGAAAAGGAAGUUCUGAUAAAGAAGGGUACGAAGUGGGGGAAAAAGAGAAACGAGAUAAAAGGAGACUUGAUGAAAAUGAUUUGAAUAGUGAGUCGAUACAAAGGGAAAACGAAAUAAAAAACGGGAACGAAUAAACGACGCACGACUUUAUCCAUCCACCACUAUUCAUGGGUAGGAAGAAAAGUGAUGCGAUAAAUCUGAGAUCUACAGAAGAAAUGUGCUUUAGAGGCUCUAGAAAAAUUGCAGAAAAAACGUAACGCCAGAAUUUUGGAUAUAAAACCAAGUCAAGCUUGACUACAAAAGCUCGCCUUUCUCAUCUUUGUAUCGUUGGAUUUUCCAGGUUCAAAAUGAGUCCACAGGUCAGAUUUCGUCGUUUUAUAGCAAUAAUCGGAUAGGACCUUAAUCUGCCUUCAUACGCUAAGAGUAUGAGAACGACCUUAUUGGGUACAUCAAUAUUUUAUCGCCCAACAACAUCCCAACAAAGCAAAAACUCGCUGAAAAUGGAAACCCACUCAUCUUCUGUGCGACAGAAAAUGAUCGCCGAUCCUAUGGAAGAAAAAAACGAGCAAGUGAAUCUCUUGAGCGAAGAGGAGGAGAAGGAUCCAUUAGCAUUAGAUACAGCGAUCGAACAGCACAGCUCGCGAAGUAAGCUAUCAAGCAACGCAAAGCACAGCCACAGUUUACGGCGUCAUGUUCCUCGUAUCAUCGUUAAACCUAUACCACCCGAGAAAAAGGUUGCAGUCACGUCGACAGCAACAUUGAGUAGUAACGCUGCAAUGUCCACUGCUACUGCCAAUACUGUGAUCAAUACCGCUGGUGGAAAGAACACAACACCGAGCCCUUCGAGCCGUGCCAGUAGCAGUCGUCGUGCACAACAACAAGCCAAAGCUGCGGUAGCCGCCACGCCAUUAACCGGAGCCGCAUCUUUAACAACACCCUUAACAGCCAUCACACAAGCGUCCACAAUGCGUGAAGUUCUCGCAUCCAUACCCGGGUUUAGUUUUAAGCCACGUAGACGUUCUUCCAAGAAAAUUUCCACUGCUGCUCAAAUUGAGCAGACAAAGGAUGGAAAAAUAGACCUCGAAACACCAGACUCAAUAUUAGCAUCUACGAAUUUGAGAGCCUUACUCAACAAACAAACCUUUUCUAUGCUGCCUCCAUUAUAUCAGUAUAACCUCAUUCAAUUGCUACCAAGCGUGGAUCGCGAAGCCAUCGAAGUUGAACGCAAGAACACUACUGACUCCACGGCUCCCAUGGAAGCUAUAAAAUUGGGGCCAUCCAGUCUAAAUAAUGAGUUCUUUGCACGUGCCUGCUUGGAAUGGCGUGAACGAUUGGCGGAAGGUGAAUUCACACCUGAAAAUCAAAUGAAAAUGAAAACAGAAGCCGAGAGGGAAAAGAACAAAUUAGAUCCAUGGAAAUUGAAACAUUUUGAGCCCAUAUGGGGCGAAAAAUCCUACAAUCGCGCCAGUAGCACCAGUAGUAGUAGCAGCAAUAUAAGUUACAGUAGUGGCAAAAGCAGUGAUAGUUAUACUAAUCUAAUGGAUGAGCGUCUUGAGUUUAAAUUGGAAAGCAAAGGCGGUUUGGUUGCUACAAUUGUGAAGACAUCAACUAAAACGUCAGCGACAUCCACGGCUACAUCAUUAGCUGCCUCUGCGGCAGCAACUUCAACGACGACGACAACUGUGGCAUCGGCAGCGAGCACUGAAAGUGCCGAAAACACAACAUCCUCAUCAUCUGUAGAUGUGAAAGAGGAGGAUGAAGAAUUUAUGGAUGAACCGCUGGCAAAUAUAAGUGUAAAUACUAUUAAAACAGAGCUGAAAAUACAACCCGAACAGCUGCACAAGCAGGAGUAUACGGAAAGCUCUACUACCGAUUACGAAAAACAGACUGACACAUUUUGUGAUCUGGAAAAUAUUGGCUGCACAGAUUCAUCCUCUACAUUUGACCUAUUACGCUCAGACUGUGGGGGUAUUCAAAACAAACCAAUAGCUGCAGAAUCUAAAAUUACCUUAACGCUAAGCGCGUUGGAACAUGAAAGACAAAAUGAAUGUGGGAGUAGUGGUAAUAUACGCAAACGUUCGGAGUCAGAGUUUGCUUAUGAAAAUCGAACACAAAGCAAACAAAUGAAAAUAGAAACACAAAAGGGACAGGAACAACAUCCAAAUCCACAUCCACAUGAUUAUGAUAUUACUGACUCAGCAACCAGUAUAGAACGUGAGAUAAGCCAUCUUGCUGGUGACGAUCCCAAAAACACACUUUCUCCAUCCGUAUCAUCGGCUACUUCAAGUUCCCAAGAGUUGAAUGGCAGCAUUAGCUUAACAACAAACUCAUCCUCAACAAAAGCGCUUACCACCGAAAGUUUCAUGUAUAAUAGCAAUCUUUACACUGCUAAAUUCGAACAGCAACCCGCUGAUCUGCUACUAAAGGAUACGAUCUCUUCAAUUAGUAGUGAAGAAUGUGCCAGUGUGAAUACCUUACCUGAUGUGGUAAUGAAAACGUCAAAUUUCCUACAAAACCAAGAUACUUCCUUUGCGGCAAUUACGACAGCGGGAAAUAGUACCUGUAACAGUAUUGAAACACUUCUGCCAACAACGUCGUCGUUUGUGAACGUGAAUGCAAUAUUGCCAUCAACGGUGUCACCUAGACCAAGCGGAGGUAUAACAUUACAACAGUCCUUCCCAUCACAAGGAAAGCAAAUAAACGCGGCGUCUAUAAUUUCAUUGGAAGACGGGGAGGAUGACGACGAGGAGCUGAUCGAACAAAAGUUUGCUGAUGCACACAAUUACGUGUUGGAAUCUGGCGAAGUUAGUACGGAUAGCAGUGCAGGUGCAAACAGCGCUUUACUUACACCAGCGGACAGUGGUAGCUUAAAGGAAAAGAAAUUUAUUUUCUGUGAUUCAGUAGACCAAGGUAAUUAUACAUACCAUGAAACUACUUAUGAAUUAAUUUUCAUUUGAUUUUUAUUUAAACGGAAAAACUUGGUAGCACUGGAUAGGUUUCGACGAUUUUCGUCGGCUACUUAUAUCAGGACGACAGUAGUCAAUGCUAAUGUUGUCGAGUCGUACAAUUUAGUCUAUUUUACGACAUACGCAAUGAACUGUUAGCGAUAAUGGUGGACAUACCAAAACUGCGACACUUAGAGAUUACUACCAGA
Molecule: messenger RNA, 3684 nt
Organism: Rhagoletis zephyria (snowberry fruit fly)
Lineage: Eukaryota; Metazoa; Arthropoda; Insecta; Diptera; Tephritidae
Product: polycomb protein Asx-like
Biological process (GO): positive regulation of transcription by RNA polymerase II; animal organ morphogenesis
Cellular component (GO): PR-DUB complex
Molecular function (GO): chromatin binding
Source: RefSeq, a predicted model, not a curated record